CAUUUAAGCCACAAACCAAACAUGUCUGAAAGUCCCAGUAAUUCUUAUAAAAAAUAUGGGUGGAGCCAUCACCCACGCCCCCAAGAUCCUGUCCACGCCGGAUAGAUAGAAGAGGCUAACCUUUACCUCCCGCUUGCUCCCCCCUUUUAUUUUGGCAGGAUUGCACAUCUUCCCCAAGUAACACCUGACAAAGGGCGAGGAGAGCAUAGAUUUCUUCUUUCCCUUGCCGUUGCCGCUUCCGUUUCUCGCUUCCAUUCCUCUCUGCUCGUGGGUUUGUCGAAGAUAAACCUCGCAUAAAGCUUCGUUCGUCGGCUUUUGGUAUCAAUCGGCAGGGCUCCCCCGUUUCCUCUCUCCAAGAUCUUCCCCCCUUUUCUUCUGUCUCCAACCCGCGGAAAUCCUUGGAGGAGUUGCGGAAAUUUGUAGCAAGAGGUUUUCCUUUCCAGCUUUCCUGCUGCGGCGGCCUCCGCACGGUUUUUGAUCCGGGGAGCGCACCUGGGGCGCGCCAAUGCAGCCGGACCCGAGCGGGAACGCCAAUGCGAAGACGAAACUGCCGCAGCUGGUGACGGCGCCGGCUCCGUCGUCGGGGCGUCCGGCGUCCGUGCUUCCGUACAAGACGGCGAACGUGCGGGACCACUACCGCAUCGGCAAGAAACUGGGGCAGGGGCAGUUCGGCACCACGUACCAGUGCGUGGGCAAGGCGGACGGCGCUGAGUACGCAUGCAAGUCCAUCCCCAAGCGCAAGCUGCUGUGCCGGGAGGACUACGAGGACGUCUACCGCGAGAUCCAGAUCAUGCACCACCUCUCCGAGCACCCCAACGUCGUCCGCAUCCGCGGCGCCUACGAGGACGCGCUCUUCGUGCACAUCGUCAUGGAGCUCUGCGCCGGCGGCGAGCUCUUCGACCGCAUCGUCGCCAAGGGCCACUACAGUGAGCGCGCGGCUGCGAAGCUCAUCAAGACCAUUGUCGGGGUCGUGGAGGGAUGUCACUCGCUCGGCGUCAUGCACCGGGACCUCAAGCCGGAGAAUUUUCUCUUUGCCAGCACCGCCGAGGAAGCCCCACUCAAGGCCACUGACUUUGGGCUUUCCAUGUUCUACAAGCCCGGUGAUAAAUUCUCUGAUGUCGUUGGAAGUCCAUACUAUGUUGCACCAGAGGUGCUUCAGAAAUGCUAUGGUCCAGAAGCUGAUGUGUGGAGCGCAGGAGUAAUUCUGUACAUUUUGCUUUGUGGUGUGCCCCCGUUUUGGGCAGAAACUGAGGCUGGAAUCUUCAGGCAGAUUCUGCGAGGCAAACUUGAUUUUGAAUCUGAACCCUGGCCUAGUAUUUCUGAUAGUGCUAAGGAUCUGGUCUGCAAUAUGCUUACACGGGAUCCUAAAAAGAGAUUUAGUGCUCAUGAGGUUCUCUGUCACGCAUGGAUUGUUGACGAUGCCGUGGCACCUGAUAAGCCUAUUGAUUCUGCUGUUCUCUCAAGGCUGAAGCAUUUUUCGGCAAUGAACAAGCUCAAGAAGAUGGCAUUAAGGGUUAUUGCUGAAAGCCUGUCUGAGGAAGAGAUUGGAGGCCUCAAGGAGUUGUUCAAGAUGAUUGAUACUGACAGUAGUGGGACUAUAACAUUUGAUGAGCUGAAAGAUGGCUUGAAAAGGGUAGGCUCUGAAUUAACAGAGAACGAAAUCCAGGCUCUAAUGGAAGCAGCUGAUAUUGAUAACAGCGGAACCAUCGACUACGGCGAAUUCAUUGCAGCUACGUUGCACAUGAACAAACUGGAGAGGGAGGAAAACUUGGUUUCAGCAUUCUCGUUUUUUGACAAAGAUGGAAGUGGCUUUAUAACCAUCGAUGAGCUGUCACAAGCAUGUCGCGAAUUUGGUCUCGAUGACCUCCACCUCGAGGAUAUGAUUAAAGAUGUUGACCAGAACAAUGAUGGCCAAAUCGACUACAGCGAGUUCACGGCGAUGAUGAGGAAGGGCAAUGCUGGUGCAACAGGAAGGAGAACCAUGAGGAACAGCUUGCACUUGAAUCUCGGCGAACUCUUGAAUCCCAGCAAAACCUAGCGCGUUACUGGAAGGCCUUGUCAGGUACAUUCCCAUGGCAUCUGAAGUUUUUGGAUGCGUUGUCGAUCUGCUGGCCUAUUCUGAGAUGUUGAGUGGUUAUCCUGUGGUAUUACUAAGAUGCUGGACAAUUUUCGUAGUGCUGGUGGUAUCCUCUAGAGAAGAGGGAUGGCUGGCACAAUGUGGCUACUAUCGCCAACUGCUUUUGUAUGUGUAACUAUCGAUGUAGAUUGACUAUGGUCUAAACAUCAGUUUAGUUGAUAUUUCGUUCUCUAAGGUAGUGUUUGGUUGAA
Molecule: messenger RNA, 2328 nt
Organism: Zea mays
Lineage: Eukaryota; Viridiplantae; Streptophyta; Magnoliopsida; Poales; Poaceae
Product: calcium-dependent protein kinase ZmCPK11
Exons: 8
Coding region: 506-2038 (510 amino acids)
Biological process (GO): protein phosphorylation
Molecular function (GO): calcium ion binding; protein kinase activity; ATP binding
Source: RefSeq, a predicted model, not a curated record